AUGGUUAAACAGGAAGCCUUCGCCGUGGAGCAAUUCAUGGACAAACAUGAAACAAGCAUCGUCUACAACAUGGGCGAAACGUGCGUCGACUCGUUGACCAUCCCGGAGAUCGUCGGGAUGGACAAGGAGGCCAGUGCCAAAAUUGCACAGGACCUCUUGGGCACAAAACUCACGUAUGGCCACAUCAAGGGGUCGCCCGAACUCCGGGGUGCCAUUGCUGCCUUGUAUGAAGGAUCCGGCGUCACGGCCGAGGAUGUCGUGGUGACCAACGGUGCCAUUGCUGCCAACUUUCUUACUUUCUACACGGUGGUCAACCCCCAGGAGCACGUGAUCGUGGUGGCUCCAAGCUACCAGCAACUUUCGUCGGUGCCGGAGAUGUUUGGUGCUAAAGUUGACAUGUUCAAUAUCAGGGCAGAGGACCUGUACCGGCCCAGGCUCGAUGAGCUCCGCACCAUGAUCUCGCAAAACAAUACCCGAUUGUUGGUCAUCAACAACCCAAACAACCCAUCGGGAUUUGUGUGGGAAAACGACAUUCUUGCCGAGAUCGUCGCCUUGUGCAAGGAGCACGACGUCACGAUUAUGUGCGAUGAGGUGUACCGUCCGCUUUUCCAUUUCCAGACGCAAGAGCCGGUCAAGUCCAUUGUGGACUUUGGCUACGACAAGGCCAUCUCCACGGGCUCCAUGUCCAAAGCGUUUUCGCUUGCAGGCUUGCGUGUGGGCUGGAUCGUGACCAAGAACAAGGAGUACAGUGCCGGGUUCUGGGAGAAGCGCGACUACAACACCAUCUCCGUGCUGAUGUUGGAUGACACCGUGGCGGCAGUGGCGCUCCAAAACACCGAGCGUAUUCUUGAGAGAAACCACAAAAUCUGCCAGACCAACUUGGCGGUGUUGCAGAAAUUCGUUGACGAGCACAGCGACAAGGUGUCGUGGGUACGUCCUCGGGGAGGCUCCACGUGCUUUUUGCAGCUUCACAUCAAAGCCACGUCCAUGGAAUUUGCUGAGAAAUUGAUUGAGAAGCACGGCACUUUGGUUGUGCCCGGCGAGGUCUUUGGCAUGCCUGGCUGGCUCCGCCUUGGAUUCGGCAACUCGACCCACGACAUUUCAGAGGGCCUCAGGUGUUUUGGCGAGUUACUCCAACAAUAUUAG
Molecule: messenger RNA, 1146 nt
Organism: Metschnikowia bicuspidata var. bicuspidata NRRL YB-4993
Lineage: Eukaryota; Fungi; Ascomycota; Pichiomycetes; Serinales; Metschnikowiaceae
Exons: 1
Coding region: 1-1146 (381 amino acids)
Biological process (GO): biosynthetic process
Molecular function (GO): pyridoxal phosphate binding; catalytic activity
Source: RefSeq, a predicted model, not a curated record